GUGGUUUUGCUUGAAAACAAGAUUACAGAAAUGUUACAGAUUUGGGAACUGUAUAACGUUGUAUACAGUUUUGGAAUACUCUACAAUUUAACUGAGAGCAUUAUCGCUCCAUCUGUGUUAUCAACUGCACAUGCAUUGCCACAUGAUAAACUUACAACAUUCCUAUCAACAAUGUCUACUCUUCUACCCAGCACUGCUCCCCAACCAAGUCGUAUGCCUGGUUUAGUACCAACUAUUAGAGACAAUGAAAGGACAUCUACGGUAGCGGCACCAUCAGAAUCAAUCGAAUAUUUUCUUAUGAGGAUAGAACUGAAUUUAAAGAAGAAGUACAGCGUUACCUUAUUGGACAAGGCACUUGAGUUUGACAAAACAAGCAUGGUUAUAGCAUCUAAAUCAUCUCGUUUUAAUGUUACAUUCAAUUUUGAAUUCGUAGAUUUCUCAAUUUCAGACUACUCUAAUGUAUCUAAAAUCAAGAUGUUCGAUCCAGUUUCUGGCAUACUCUUGAGUGAAGCUUCACAAAGGUUAUUCCUAUUUAAUUCAGUCAAAGCCAAGACCACCAGUGCUGUUCUCACUGCGAGAUUCAAUUGCCCACUCGUAGUUUUAAAUUCAACUGAAAUAAAUCCCAUUGAAAAUAAUGCAUUGAGACUAAAAAACGGCGCAAUGAUUGAUCGUAAAUACGUUUAUUACGGAAAACGCAGGCUAACCAACGAAACCUUUGAAGUAUGUUGGGAAAUGUAUAAAACAUCUGUAAACGGUAGUAAGACUAGACAAACUGAUCGUUCAACAGAUCGCCAACCCGUGACUGCGACAGGCAUACUGAGUCUUGCAUGCAUGAUCAUCUCGGUAACGUGUCUCUUGAUUACCUUGGUAACAUAUUUUUUGUUCAAUGAAUUACGCACACAGCCAGGAAUUAACAACAUGGGACUAUCGAUCAGUUUGAUAAUCGCUCAGGUUUUAUUCCAGUUUGGUAAAGAACAACAUGCCAAUGUUCCUUCUUGGACAUGCGAGCUCAUCGGGGCGCUCGUGCAUUUCUUCUGGCUCCUCGUAAUCUUCUGGAUGAAUAUCUGUUGUUUGCACAUGUUCCGUGCGUUCACUACCAUGCAAGCUAGUUCAUUCAAACAAAGCUACGUUUGGAAAACAUGCGUAUACACUGUAUACACCUGUGUCGGAUCUCUGCUAUUUGUAGCAAUCAACAUUACUGUGACCGUCGUCAAUACAAGCAAUGUCGAUGUAGGUUAUGGAAAGGGCAAGUGUUACAUUUCUAUGCUGGAAAUGGUGGGAUAUACCUUUUCUCUCCCUGUUCUUCUUAUAAUUCUAUCGAAUCUUGCCAUGUUUUGCAUAGUAAUUUUCAAGAUUAAAAGGAACCCCACUGUUCAAAGUUCAGCCGAAUCAAAACGCAAUUACUUGACAAUAUUUGCAAAGCUUUCCACGUUGACCGGCCUUUCUUGGAUUUUUGGCUUCAUCUACACAUACACGGGGUUGCCAGUGUUUGUAUAUUUGUUUAUCAUUUUAUCUAAUGGGCAAGGUGUGUUCAUAUUCAUUUCCUUUGUUUGCAACAAGCGUGUGUAUAGCUUAUACAAAAUGAAAUUAUGUACCUAGACAUCGGGGAGGAAUAAAUUGCACCAGUCGUCAAUACCUAUGACACUAACGGAGGAAAAUACAGCUAUGUCGUCAG
Dreissena polymorpha is the source of this 1675-nucleotide messenger RNA. Its product is annotated as adhesion G protein-coupled receptor L3-like. The transcript has a single exon. NCBI's taxonomy places the organism in Eukaryota, Metazoa, Mollusca, Bivalvia, Myida, Dreissenidae. Gene Ontology annotation, molecular function: G protein-coupled receptor activity. Gene Ontology annotation, biological process: G protein-coupled receptor signaling pathway; cell surface receptor signaling pathway. The coding region runs from base 31 to 1599 and encodes 522 amino acids. The record is from RefSeq and is a predicted model, not a curated record. Gene Ontology annotation, cellular component: membrane.